GCUGCUGCCGCUCGCCCGAGCUCAGUUGGAACGCCGGGGUUGUGCUUUUAAAGGCGCUAGCUGGUGCGCUCUGGGACUUGAUUGCAGCUGCUUCUGAGCUUGCUCCCGCGCAUUCGGCAUCCGUAUCACCUCACCAGUAUGUCUCAGGCUGAAUUUGACAAAGCCGCUGAGGAGGUGAAGCGCCUCAAGACUCAGCCAACUGAUGAAGAGAUGCUGUUCAUCUACAGUCACUUCAAACAAGCUACUGUGGGCGAUGUAAACACAGAUCGGCCGGGGCUCUUGGACCUCAAGGGCAAAGCCAAGUGGGACUCGUGGAACAAGCUGAAAGGGACUCCCAAGGAAAGUGCCAUGAAGACGUAUGUGGAAAAGGUGGAAGAGCUAAAGAAGAAAUACGGAAUAUAAAUCACCAGAUUUGGUGGCCAGCCACACGUGUGACCUGUGAGGACAUAAUGCCUUGGUUUUUUUCUAAUGUAGAUGAUAUGGCUGUGAUGCAUUAGGGCCAGCGUUAGCCUCUGCUCCUUCUCCCUCUGUAGUUUUUACCUACAAUCAAUUAAAAGUACAUUUGUUACUCUG
This is a messenger RNA of Mus caroli (Ryukyu mouse), 573 nucleotides long. RefSeq names its product diazepam binding inhibitor, acyl-CoA binding protein (gene Dbi). Gene Ontology annotation, molecular function: fatty-acyl-CoA binding. Lineage: Eukaryota; Metazoa; Chordata; Mammalia; Rodentia; Muridae. The record is from RefSeq and is a predicted model, not a curated record. Gene Ontology annotation, cellular component: mitochondrion. Gene Ontology annotation, biological process: fatty acid metabolic process.